AGUAGAUAUAAACCCGCAGCAAAUACGGACAACAUUCACGCGCUCUUCCCAACAUCUAAAAAUGGAGCCAAGUAGAGACGGCGGCGGCGGCGGCGGCUCAGCUGAGAUGAAAAGGGAAGAAUUGGAAGGAAGAUGGAGGCUUUACGAGGCCUACAAUGAGCUUCACGGAUUGGCUCAGGAGUUCGACACGCCGUUCGACGCGCCGGCGGUGCUGGUGGUGGGCCACCAAACGGACGGCAAGAGCGCCCUCGUCGAGGCCCUAAUGGGCUUCCAGUUCAACCACGUCGGCGGCGGCACCAAGACGCGCCGCCCGAUCACUCUACACAUGAAGUACAACCCCGACUGCGACUCCCCUCUCUGCAAUCUCUUGUCCGAUUCCGACCCCUCCGUUUCCCACGAAAGAUCUCUCCAGGAAAUUCAGGCAUUUAUAGAAGCUGAAAAUAUGAGGUUGGAGAAGGAGCCAUGUCAAUUUUCUGCAAAGGAAAUAAUAAUCAGAAUAGAAUACAAAUAUUGCCCAAACCUUACAAUUAUAGACACUCCCGGACUUGUUGCGCCUGCUCCCAGUAAGAAGAAUCGGGCUUUCCAGGCUCAAGCUCGUGCUGUAGAGUCUCUCGUCAGAGCUAAAAUGCUGCAUAAGGAAUUUAUCAUAUUAUGCCUUGAAGAUUGCAAUGAUUGGAGUAAUGCAACUACAAGGAGGAUAGUAAUGCAGAUUGAUCCUGAGCUGUCUAGAACCGUCGUUGUUGCAACAAAACUUGACACCAAAAUACCUCAGUUUGCACGAUCUUCAGACGUUGAAGUCUUCCUUUCACCUCCUGCUUCUACACUUGAUGGCUUUAUGUUAGGUGAUUCUCCAUUUUUCACAUCUGUGCCAUCUGGUAGAGUUGGUUCUGGACCUGAAUCAGUCUACAGUUCUAACGAUGAUUUCAAACAGGCUAUUUCUUCAAGGGAAAUGGAAGACAUUGCAGCUCUUGAAGAGAAGCUUGGGAGACCACUCUCCGAACAGGAAAAAAGCAGAAUAGGUGUUAGCAGUCUUAGGAUAUUUUUGGAAGAAUUGCUUCUUAAAAGGUAUAUGGACAGCGUUCCAUCAAUUAUUCCACUCCUUGAAAAAGAGUAUAGAAGCAGCACAAGGAAGCUAAAAGAAGUUAAUGAGGAACUCAGCUCGUUGGAUGAAGUUAAACUCAAGGAAAAAGGCAGAAUUUUUCACGAUCUCUUUCUAACUAAGCUAUCACUGUUACUGAAAGGGACAGUUGUUGCACCACCUGAUAAAUUUGGUGAAUCUCUGCAAGAUGAAAGAGUCAAUGGAGGGGCAUUUGUUGCUUCUGAUGGUCUUCAAUUUCCACACAAGCUAAUACCUAAUGCUGGGAUGCGUCUUUAUGGCGGUGCUCAGUAUCAUCGUGCAAUGGCUGAAUUCCGGUUUGUUGUUGGAGGUGUAAAAUGCCCUCCAAUUACACGUGAAGAAAUUGUGAAUGCUUGUGGAGUUGAAGACAUUCAUGAUGGAACUAACUAUUCCAGGACUGCGUGUGUAAUUGCCGUUGCAAAGGCCCGUGAUACGUUUGAACCCUUUCUCCAUCAGUUGGGGUGUAGACUAUUGCACAUUCUUAAGAGGUUACUACCAAUUGCAGUUUUUCUCCUUCAGAAAGAUGGGGAGUACCUUAGUGGUCAUGAUGUAUUUCUUAGACGAGUUACCUCUGCCUUUAACAAAUUUGCAGAAUCCACUGAAAGAUCAUGCCGUGAAAAAUGCAUGGAGGACUUAGUCAGCACAACCCGAUAUGUUACGUGGUCUCUCCAUAAUAAGAACCGAGCUGGAUUACGCCAGUUCCUAGAUUCAUUUAGCGGAUCGGAAAAUUCUCCUAGUCAAGAAUUUUCAGCUGAAUCUGGAGCUGGUGGUGAUAGUACCAAGCAGGAAGCCAAGUCCCGAACAGAUGUGAAGGUUACCUCAAGGAAUGAAACAUGUCUGAGUAGCCAAACAUCUGAAACUAGGCUAGCCGACCUCUUAGACAGCACACUGUGGAACAGAAGGCUCGCUCCUUCUUCUGAAAGGAUUGUUUAUGCAUUGGUUCAGCAAAUAUUUCAUGGCAUUAGAGAAUAUUUCUUGGCAUCAACAGAAUUGAAGUUCAACUGUUUUCUCCUCAUGCCAGUCGUGGACAAGCUCCCGGCUCUCCUACGCGAAGACUUAGAGGCUGCAUUCGAAGACGAUUUGGACAAUGUUUUCGACAUCUCCAACCUGCAGCAUUCGUUCGGGCGGCAGAAGCGGGAAACUGAAAUUGAGUUGAAAAGAAUACAAAAACUCAAAGAGAAGUUCAGGUGCAUUCAUGACCAACUCAUUUCCCACAAGUUCAGGUUAGUUCUGUAGUAUGUUCUGCACUAAGUGGUGGGUGCUGAAAGAGAGAUAUGACAAUUGCAUUUCUGUUGUUAUUUCUUGAUUCUUGCCUUUUAAGUUUGGCUGCAGUGUAAUGAUCACAUUUUUAUACAGGAGAACAAUAUUUUAAGACAUGUUUAGAAAGUAGAAGACUAAGAAAGGAUGACUAUUAAGAGAAUAAUUUAGAAUAGAGGACUACGAUGAGA
Messenger RNA from Cuscuta campestris, 2565 nucleotides. The record is from the annotation of a GenBank genome assembly. NCBI's taxonomy places the organism in Eukaryota, Viridiplantae, Streptophyta, Magnoliopsida, Solanales, Convolvulaceae.